AACAUAUGGCCAUGGCUGACACAGAAACAGAGAGAGAGAGAGAGAAGUAGCCAGACUAAUAUUGAAAGUCCCCACUUCCUUUUUCUUCACUUCCAUUAUUUUUCUUUUUCUUUCUCAAAUAUCUUCACGUGAACCUGACUGUGUCCUUUGCCAUAUCCUCGAAUACAGCUGCUUCUCUUUUCAGUCUUCCACCUCUUUUGUCACGUAUUGCACCUCUAACCCCUCUCUGCAUAAUUUAGAUUAUAAACCAUAGCCAAUAAAAGGGUUGUAAAAAUUUCAAUCUCUGAACAUUUCUCCCUUCUUUGAAUUGAAAGAAGAUGAAAAUACAUCAGCUCUUAGUAGUUAUUUUUAGUAUUCUUCUUUUGUAUUUAUCUUCUUUAACCACUGCUUCUUCUCAUCUACAUUCCCAUUCCACUGGUAAUAUAUCUCUUCCUUCAGAUGCUUCAGCAUUGUUAGCAUUCAAAUACAAAGCUGACUUAGGUAACAAACUUGAGUUUUCUGCUAAUACAAGUUUCAGAUUCUGCAAAUGGAAAGGGGUACAAUGCUCAGAAAAGAAAGUGGUUCGUGUUAUUAUUGAAGGUUUAAGCUUAGGUGGUACAUUUCCUAGUAACACAUUGUCAAAUCUUGAUCAAUUAAGAGUAUUAAGUCUUCAAAACAACUCACUUACUGGUCCUAUUCCUGAUCUUUCUAAACUUAGUAAUCUCAAAGUCCUUUUCCUUGACCAUAACUUAUUCACUGGUUCAAUACCAGUUUCCAUUUUUACCCUUCAUAGACUCAAAACCCUUGAUCUUUCUUAUAAUAACCUCACCGGUUCAAUACCCGUUUCAAUUAACAGUUUGAACCGGUUGUACUAUCUUCGGCUUGACUCGAACCGGAUAAACGGUUCAGUCCCACCGUUAAAUCAAUCUUCCCUUCAUGUCUUCAAUAUUUCCAGAAAUGCCCUCUCUGGUCCUAUUCCGGUCACUAAAACGCUAUCUAGGUUUAAAACAACGUCGUUUUUGGACAAUAAAGGACUUUGUGGUGAACUCGUACACAAAGAAUGCCGUCCAAUACAACCUUUUUUCAACCCAUCCACUGCUGAUGUCGCCAAACAGACACCACCACCAUCAAGCCAAAUCGAAGAGUUACGAAGUGGGGCUCCAUUGGAUCGUAAAGAAAAGAAAAUCCAUAAAAGAUCUUUACUCAUUAUUGGUGUUUCGACAGCUUGUUUAGUCCUUUUGUGUUCGUUAAUAUUAUUAGUAUUAGUUACUAGAAAGCACAAGAACUCGAAGAAGUUGGGUAAAACAAAGAAAGGUAUAUUUGAUCCAAGUGUUACUGGGAAUGCAGAAGCAAUAAUAAGGAUUGAAGAAGAUAACAAUGAGCUAGAAGAGAAGGUAAAAAGAGUACAACAAGGAAUGCAACAAGUGAUAGGUAAAAGUGGGAGUUUAGUAUUCUGUGCAGGUGAGGUGCAGGUGUAUACGCUGGAGAUGCUGAUGAGAGCUUCUGCUGAGCUUUUAGGUAGAGGGACAAUGGGGACCACUUAUAAAGCAGUGCUUGAUAACCGUUUGAUUGUUUGUGUGAAGAGAUUGGAUGGUGGGAGAUUGGCUGGUACAAGUCAAGAAGAGUUUGAGCGGCAUAUGGAAUCAGUAGGUGGGCUUAGACACCCGAAUUUGGUUCCGAUGAAGGCUUAUUUUCAGGCUAGACAAGAAAGGCUUUUGGUUUAUGAUUAUCAGCCCAAUGGCAGCCUGUUCUCUCUUAUUCAUGGUUCCAAGUCAUCAAGAGCAAAGCCACUUCACUGGACUUCAUGCUUGAAAAUAGCAGAGGAUGUAGCUCAAGGACUUUCCUACAUCCACCAAGCAUGGAGGCUUGUCCAUGGAAAUCUCAAGUCUUCCAACGUCCUCCUCGGCUCGGACUUCGAAGCGUGCAUAGCCGAUUAUUGUCUCUCCGUGCUCGCUGUCCUCACGGACGAUGAGGACCCCGAUUCUACAGCCUACAAGGCUCCAGAAAUCCGGAAACUGAAUCACAACAACCACCACCACCGCCAAGCAAGUGCCAAGUCCGAUGUGUAUUCAUUUGGCGUUCUUUUACUCGAGCUUCUAACGGGGAAGCAUCCUUCGGAACAUCCAUAUUUAAUGCCAGAUGAUAUGAUCCAUUGGGUGAAGUCUACUAGAGAGGAUCAUGAUGGUAGUGUUGGACAAGAUAGUAAGUUGGAGAUGCUUCUUGAAGUUGCUAUGGCUUGUAGCGUGAGCUCACCGGAGCAAAGACCAACAAUGUGGCAAGUGUUAAAGAUGAUACAAGAGAUUAAAGAAGCUGUCACUAUGGAAAAUAGUCAUGAAAUAGACCUCCUCACUGGCACCUCUUAAUUAGUUCUUAGUUAAAUCUUAGUUAUAAAAUUAAAUCUGUAUUAUAUUCACUACAGACCGUUCAUUAUCAGUAAUUGCAAAAGAAACGAUCAAAAGGGGAAAGACUAUACUUUUGUUAGCAUGUUGAUACGUAGUAGCAAGUUUUAUCUAGCGUACUUUCUUCUUAUUUCACCUUAUUGGGCAUCCCCAAUUUCUUUGUCAA
Messenger RNA from Lycium ferocissimum, 2544 nucleotides. RefSeq names its product probable inactive receptor kinase At5g67200. The record is from RefSeq and is a predicted model, not a curated record. The transcript has 2 exons. Gene Ontology annotation, biological process: protein phosphorylation. Gene Ontology annotation, molecular function: ATP binding; protein binding; protein kinase activity. Bases 318 to 2342 code for a protein of 674 amino acids. NCBI's taxonomy places the organism in Eukaryota, Viridiplantae, Streptophyta, Magnoliopsida, Solanales, Solanaceae.